GUUAGCCGUUGCCAAUAGAGUGUGUAAUUACGUCCAGGUUGGGAUUGUAGCUCUAUAUGUUUAGGGAAGGGGUCUAUAGUGUACACCUGUCUUGUUUUGUGUAGAGGUCCUAGAAAAUAAUCAGGUAAUGAUUUUACUUGAGCUGGAAGCUAAAGAUUAGCUGCACGCCGAGGGAGAAUGAACCCAGAGGAAGUUGAGUUACUGAAUGACUCCAAGUAUAGGAACUAUGUUGCAGCAGUAGACAAAGCGCUGAAAAGCUUUGAAUAUUCCAGCGAAUGGGCUGACUUGAUAUCUGCUCUUGGAAAGCUGAACAAGGUUUUGCACAAUAAUGCAAAAUAUCAAGUUGUUCCUAAAAAGCUGACCAUAGGCAAGCGGCUAGCACAGUGUUUACAUCCUGCAUUACCAGGCGGAGUACAUCGAAAAGCUCUGGAAACAUAUGAAAUCAUUUUCAAAAUCAUCGGGCCUAAACGACUGGCUAAAGAUCUAUUUUUGUACAGUUCAGGACUGUUUCCACUUCUUGCAAAUGCUGCAAUGUCUGUCAAACCAGCCCUUCUUAGUCUCUAUGAGACUCACUACCUGCCUCUGGGAAAAACUCUAAAACCUGGCUUGCAAGGGUUACUAACUGGAAUUUUACCUGGACUAGAAGAAGGCGCAGAAUAUUAUGACAGAACCAAUACCUUGCUGGAAAAGAUUGCUGCAGCAGUGGAACAACCGGCAUUUUACAGUGCUCUGUGGGGUAGCCUUCUGACCAGUCCCACUGUUCGACUUCCUGGAAUCUCAUAUGUACUGUCCCAUCUAAACCGAAAGCUUUCCAUGGAGGACCAGCUGUAUAUAAUUGGAAGUGACAUCGAAUUAAUGGUUGAAGCAGUAAGUACAUCUGUGCAGGAUUCCAGCGUACUAGUGCAGAGGAGCACACUAGAUCUGAUUCUGUUUUGUUUUCCAUUUCACAUGAGUCAGGCUACCCGGCCUGACAUGAUCAGGAUCCUUUCUGCAUCACUCCAUGUUGUACUUCGCAGAGAUAUGUCAUUAAACCGUAGGCUAUAUGCAUGGCUUCUUGGUUUUGACAAUAAUGGUGUUCUUAUAGGCCCUCGAAGUACCCGGCACAGUAAUCCUGAAGAACAUGCAACAUACUACUUCACUACCUUUUCAAAGGACAUGUUGGUACAGGCCAUGGUGGGUAUUCUGCAAGGAAAGGGAUAUGAAAAAGAAGAAGAUACAGUAACUCAGGACCUGAAACCUUUUCGAAUUCUUAUCAGCCUACUGGAUAAACCAGAGUUGGGGCCAGCAAUUUUGGAAGAAGUUCUCAUUGAAGUAUUCAGAACAUUAUAUGCACAAUGCAAAGCAGUGCUGAAUCUGCAGAUACAACCUUCCUUCAGUAAGGAGCACACACAGCUAAGCAGCAAGUUAAGAGAAAACAAAAAAACAGCAGAGCUGAUUAAGACUGCCAACCUUCUUUUCAAUUCUUUUGAACCGUACUAUAUGUGGGAUUAUAUUUCUCGUUGGUUUGAAGAAUGUUGCAGGAGAACAUUAAAUGCCCGGCUUCAUACCAGGUGUGAUGGUAGUAAUGGAGAGUCAUCAGAUCUUUCCCUGACCCAUUUCUGUCUGCUAGUGGAUUUCUUAUUGGAUAUUGUGUCUUUGCCUACUAGAAGUAUGAGAGUGCCUUGUCAGGAAACAUACAUUGAAAUCCAAACAGAACAUCUUCCUCAAUUGCUGCUGAGAAUGGUUUCUGCACUUACAAGUCACCUACAGGCAUUAAAUUUAUCUGAACUUACUAACUGCCUCCAGCUUUGCUCAAAGAUUCUCAGCAAGGUUCAGCCACCACUUUUGUCUACUGGAUCAGAAAAUGCUUUCCAGUUUCCAGAUGGGCAAGAAAAUACCAUCAAGGAGAAGGAGAAAAAAAAGCUGUCACACAUUACAGUGGACAAUGGUGAAGUUUUUGAUGAUGCAGACAAUCCUCCUAGCAGCCAAUCUUCUGAAAGUGGAUUUACAGAUUUUGUACAGUACCAGGCUGAUAAAAUGGAUGAUAUUGACAGAACGUUGGGGGAUGGUCAUGGAACAGGUGCUGUACCAAUGGGAAGCACAUCUUCAGAAACCGAGACUGCAUCCACUGUGGGGUCUGAGGAAACUGUCGUUCACCAGAUUUCUGCAGCUGCAUAUGGACCUGCUUCACGAGGUGGGAAAGCAGCUCAGAAGACAGCAAUGCAGUGCUGUUUGGAGUACUUCCAGCAGUUUUUGACACGAUUUAUUGCCCUGUAUAUUAUUCACUGUGAGAUUGUUUCUCAGGCAUUUGUAUCAGGCUUUCAUUUGAACAGCAGAGAUAAGAUUGUUGAGAAAUGGGAAGCGACUGCAGAAGAAAAUGAGAAUGACAGUAAGUUACUUCUCCAUACAGCACCAAGGGAAUACCUUCCUGCCUUUACUGCUGCCUGCCAGUUAUUCCUUGAAUGUUCAAGUUUUCCAGUUUACAUUGCAGAGGGAAGUUCCACAUCAGAGUCACCAAAUGCACACCUAUGCACAGAAUGCAAACAGGAGCAGCCUCCUCUCUGGCUUCAGACCCUUAUGAGUGUUUGCUGUUUCGCAAAAGAUUUCAGUGUCCAAAGUGUUGCUAUUUCUUUAGUGAUGGACCUAGUUGGGCUAACCCAAUCAGUUGCUGUGGUUACUGGAGAAAGUGUGAACAGCAGUGAGACGACACACCCUCUGAGCCCAAGUCAGGGAAGAGUAGCUGUAGUGAUCAGACCACCUCUUACAGAAGGGAAUAUACUAUUUAUGGCUGAAAGAACAUCAUUUUUCAAGCACGUGGCAUUAACCUUAUGGGACCAUCUUGGUGAAGAAUCUCCACAUUACCAUCAGAAAAGCGUGGAACUGUUUUAUCAGCUGCACAAUCUUGUUCCAUCUUCCAGUAUCUGUGAGGAUGUCAUUAGUCAACAAUUGACUCACAAAGACAAGAAAAUACGAAUGGAUGCUCAUUCAAAGUUUGCGGUUUUGUGGCACCUCACAAGAGAUCUACAUGUCAGUAAAUCAUCUUCCUUUAAGAGAACAUUUGACAGGUCACUUUUUAGCAUGCUGGAUAGCCUCAGUAGCCCUGAUGGUUCUACAUCUUCAGUGGGCCAAGCCUGGUUAAGUCAGGUACUGCAAAGGCAUGAUAUAGCCAGGGUGUUGGAACCUUUACUUCUGUUGUUGCUUCAUCCAAAAACACAGCGUGUUUCUGUGCAGCGAGUUCAGGCAGAAAGAAGUUGGAGUAAGUCUCGGAUUAUCCUUCUAGAGGCAAAAAUGAACUUCUUACAAGAUGCUACCUCUAAAGGUUUUGGUAACAAUCCAAGUGACCAAGGACAACAAAAUGAUACUACAGUGGAGAAGAGUGAAAAGCAGCUUGCUUUGGAUGAGAUGGACAUUUUUAGCCUAACUGUGAACCCACUGAGUGACAGACUUUCCUUACUAAGCACAAGUAGUGAGACAAUUCCUAUGGCAGUGAUAGAUUUUGACCUUCCUGACCAACCAGUGGAGAUACUUCAUAGUUCUGACUCUGGCUGUUCACAGUUAUCAGUAGGAGAUAAUUUUAGUUUUGAUGUAGAAAGAGACCACAUAAGUGCCACAAGCAAGACACAGGCACUGAAUGAAGAGUCACUAGAGGACAUUGUUCAGCAAGUAGUCUCUGAGUUAGUUUAUAGAGUUGUAAUUGCUCUUGGCGAAGAAUAUGAAUUUUCUGAACAACAGUGUCUGGUAGAUGCUCCUUCAUCUGUAGAUGCAUUAACUUCAAAUACGUCUGAACCACAGUGUCAGCUGGAGGCCCCUACUUCUACAGAUUCACUUAUUUCAGAUGCUUCUGUGGAACAAGCUGGAAGUGAAAAUGAAAACCAGGGGGUUACUGACUGUCAGAGCACUUUAGAGGGCUUACCUUCUGUAACAGACGAAAGACCUAAAAGUGUGCCGACUGGGAUCACCAGGAUUAAAUCUUCACCUGAAAUUGCAGCAGCCCAGCAAACAUUGUCAGAAAACAGCCUUAGCACUGAAAGUAUGCAUCUUAGAGAGAGGAGCCACAGCAGCACUCACUUGAAUCUAAAAGGGAAGAUUUUGGAAAAGAUGGUGGAAAAGGAAGCAGAAGGCAAGGAAAUCCUUAAAGCAACAGGAACAAAGCCUAAAAUUAAAACUAAUAAAAGGAAAGAAGACGAAAAAAGAAAAGUGCAAAAUGACAAGUUAAAACAGCCCAGUGUAUUCUUUGGUGAUGGUUUAGAUUUGGAGAAUUGGUACAGUUGUGGAGAAGGUGAAGUUUCAGAAAUAGAAAGUGAUAUGGGAUCUCCGGGUGUCAAAAAGUCUUCCAGGUUCAACAUUCAUCCUCUGUACCAGCAUGUGUUGCUCUAUCUUCAAAAGUAUGAUGCUUCAAGAACUCUGCAUGCUCUUUCUACAAUUAAAGGUAUUUUAAAAGCAAAUCCAGCUGCCUUUGUUAGUGCCAUUUCUACUACAAGUGUAAAUAAUGCAUAUACACCUCAGCUUUCUUUACUUCAGAACUUAAUAGCCAGGCAUCGGAUAUCUGUCAUGGGGAAAGAUUUCUAUAGUCAUAUUCCAGUGGACUGCAACCAUAGUUUUCGGAGUUCUAUGUACAUUGAAAUAAUAAUCUCCUUAUGUCUCUACUAUAUAAGAAGCUACUAUCCAACACAUAUUAAGGCAACUCAGCAGGAUUUGUCUGGUAACCAUAAUGUACAGAUUACAAGCAUUGAAAUUUUGACUUUGCUGUUUGCUGAACUGGCCAAAGUCAUAGAGGGCUCUGCCAAAGGUUUUGCAAGCUUUAUAUCUGACAUGUUAUCGAAGUGUAAAGUCCAGAAAGUAGUCCUUCACUGUUUGCUGUCUUUAAUUUUCAGUGCACAGAAGUGGCAUAGUGAAAGAGUGGCUGGUAAGAACAUGGCACCAAUUGAGGAAGGGUUCUGUGAAGACAGUGUCAUCAAUUUCUCUGAGGAUGAAAUGGACUAUGGCAGGACUCUACAGACCCAGCUUUUAAAGUUGCUGCAAACACUGAUUGUACUUGAACACAAAGUUAUGACAGAAUCAGAGGACAAAGAACCAGGAUUUGAGUUCCUUUCUUCAGAUGUAGAAAAUAUUAGUCCACAGCAGCCUAUGACAUCUCUUCAGUAUUUGCCCAACCAACCAAUCACUUCUCAGGGAAUGUUUCUUUGUGCAGUUCUCAGAGCUUUGCAUCAGCAUCACGCAUGCAAAUUGCAUCCUCAAUGGAUUUCUCUAAUCACCUCAACACUGCCUUACAUGGGAAAAGUUCUUCAAAGAGUUGUGGAAUGUGUGAUUCUGCAGCUUUGCCGAAAUUUGGAUAAUCUUAUCCAACAGUAUAAGUAUGAAACCGAGUUAUCAGAAAAUAGGCCUCUGUGGAUGGCAUCAACAGUUCCUCCAGAUAUGAUCCUUACUCUCCUUGAAGGCAUGACGACAAUUAUUCACUACAGUUUGUUGGAUCCCUCAAGUCAGUAUCACCAGUUGCUGGUUAAUGUAGACCAGAGGCAUCUUUCUGAAGCACGCAGCAGAAUUUUAUCUGUUCUUCAUAUCAUCAUGUCCUCAGUGACCCUUUUGUGGAGUAUCUUGCACCAGGUUGACUCUCCAAACAGAACACUGUCAGAAGCAGCUGCAUCUGUCACGAUGAUUAACCUUGGGUCUACUAAGAAUCUUAGACAGCAGAUUCUUGAAUUACUUGGACCUAUUUCCAUGAACCAUGGUGUCUAUUUCAUGGCUGCCAUUGCUUUUGUGUGGAAUGAGAGACGACAUGGCAGAAAUGCAAAAACAAAAGUUAUUCCUCCAGCUACUGAAGAACAACUCUUACUAGUUGAGCUGGUUCGUUCAAUUAGUGUGAUGAGGACAGAGACUGUAAUACAAACUGUGAAAGAAGUUCUGAAACAGCCUCCAGCAAUCGCCAGAGAGAAGAAGCAUCUGUCCCUGGAGGUCUGCAUGUUGCAGUUUUUCUAUGCUUAUGUUCAAAGAAUUUCAGUGUCCAAUCUAGUGGACAGCUGGCCAUCCUUUCUCAUCCUUCUUAAAGAUUCACUUCAGCUUGGGUUACCUCCACCUGGACAGUUUAUCAUACUCGGGAUUCUAAAUGAAUUUAUUUUGAAGAACCCCAGCUUAGACAGUAAGAAAGAUCAGCGAGAUUUGCAGGAUGUAACUUGUAAAAUUGUGGAGGCUGUUGGCACUGUUGCUGGUUCCUCCUUAGAACAAACCACAUGGUUAAGAAGAAAUCUGGAAGUGAAGGCAUCACCUAAAAUUACUGUAGAUGGAACCAAUUUAGAUGCAGAUGUAGAAGAUAUUAUGCUGUCUUCAGUACUAGAAGCAAUGAACAUCACGCCAUCUGUUUAUAGUGUCCAUGCCUUGACGUUGCUUGCUGAGGUGUUGGCACACCUCCUGGAUAUGGUGUUCUUUAGUGAUGAAAAGGAAAAAGUAAUCCCUUUGCUCAUUAAUAUAAUGCAUUAUGUAGUGCCCUACCUCCGCAAUCACAGUGCGCAUAAUGCUCCCAGCUAUCGUGCCUGUGUUCAGCUUUUGAGCAGUCUUAGUGGCUACCAGUAUACAAGAAGAGCAUGGAAGAAGGAAGCGUUUGAUCUUUUUAUGGACCCAAGUUUCUUUCAUAUGGAUGCCACAUGUGUUAGCUAUUGGAGGGCUAUCAUGGAUCACUUGAUGACACAUGACAAAACAACCUUCCGAGAUCUGAUGACACGAGUUGUUGUUGCACAGAGCAGUUCCCUCAACCUGUUUUCAAACCGAGAAGUUGAACUGGAGCAGCGAGCAAUGUUGCUGAAGAGAUUAGCCUUUGCUAUUUUUAGCAGUGAAGUGGACCAGUACCAAAAAUUUCUCCCUGACAUACAAGAGAGACUGGUGGAAAGUCUUCGUCUGCUUCAAGUACCAACUCUCCAUGCUCAGGUGUUUCUUUUCUUCCGAGUGCUGCUUUUACGGAUGUCUCCACAGCAUCUUACCUCAUUAUGGCCGACCAUGAUCACAGAGCUGGUACAAGUGUUUUUACUAAUGGAACAAGAGCUCACAGCAGAUGAGGACAUUUCAAGAACAUCUGGUCAGAGUGCAGGAGGCUUGGAGACUACAUACCAAGGUGGCAAUGGAUUUUCAACCUCUUAUAACAGCCAGCGGUGGUUAAAUUUCUACUUGUCUGCAUGCAAGUUCCUAGACCUUGCUUUGGCCCUACCUUCUGAAAACCUUCCACAGUUUCAAAUGUAUCGCUGGGCAUUCAUCCCAGAAGCAUCAGAUGAUUCUGGUUUAGAGGUUCGCAGACAAGGCACCCACCAAAGGGAAUUUAAGCCUUAUGUCGUUCGCUUGGCAAAAUUAUUACGAAAAAGGGCAAAGAAAAGCCAAGAAGAUGACAGCUCAGGGAGAACUUUAGCCUGGGAGCCAGGUCACUUACUGUUAACUGUGUACUCUGUGCGCAGCAUCGAGCAGCUGCUGCCAUUCUUCAAUGUACUCAGCCAGAUAUUUAACAGUAAGGUUACCAGCAGAUCUGCUGGGUACUCAGGGAGCCCUGUCCUGUACCCCAGCUCAUUCCAGUCCAAGGACAUUAAAACAGAGAGUCAGAAAACUUUCUGGAGCAAAGCCAGGCAGAAAAUAGAAGAAACAGUGGAAAAAGACUUUUUGGAAGGCAUUAAAUAAUACCACAAAUUGCUACUGAUGUAUGCAGCACACAGUGGUAAUCACUGUCACCAGAGUCUAGAGCAGUGUCCAGUUAAAAAGUGCCACUCAGUCACUGCAGUUUUUGUCAAGUCCUACAUUGUUAUAAAUAAAAAGGUGCACUAAUACAAAUGCUGCUGGUUACUGCUUUACAUUGACUGAAAAAUUGUUAAUUUUGCAAGCUGUACAUUUGUUUUUUUUUUACUUUGUAAUUAAUAAGGUUCAGGUUGUAAAUAUUUAAUUCAGGUUGUAAGUAUUUACUUAUAAUUGCUUUAUUUGUACAAUAAAAAAGAAAUUGUGGUGCGGCAGCUGACUGAAUUUUUAUGUAUUGUUGACACACAUUGAUUAAGGAGUCUGAUAUGUACAUCAUUGUAUUAUUCAAUUUUCAUUGUCUCUUGCAAUAAAAAAUAGGAAUCA
Messenger RNA from Protopterus annectens (West African lungfish), 8067 nucleotides. RefSeq names its product DOP1 leucine zipper like protein A (gene DOP1A). Gene Ontology annotation, biological process: Golgi to endosome transport. NCBI's taxonomy places the organism in Eukaryota, Metazoa, Chordata, Ceratodontiformes, Protopteridae. Gene Ontology annotation, cellular component: trans-Golgi network; endosome. Bases 178 to 7632 code for a protein of 2484 amino acids. The record is from RefSeq and is a predicted model, not a curated record. The transcript is spliced from 38 exons.